CGCAGAGGAGAGAAGAGAGGGUAUUUCUCUGCUAAUACUCUCAUAAAACGUACGAGACAUCGACACAGCUGGGUGAUUCAACAGGACGGUAUGAGACCACUGCGCUACUGGAAGGUUCUUCAAAACGGCGGACUAUCCAGAGAGCAGCCUCCUUCACGUCCAGAACAGAUCUGGGAUAAUCCACUACUGCGCCCCGCCUUCGACAACACCACAGGCACCGACAUCGUUACCUCCACCGGCCGUGUCGCCUACCUGCACUGCCGCGUCAACCACCUCGGCAACAGAGUAGUAACAUGGCUGAGGAAACGAGACGCCCAUGUACUGACAGUGGGUUUGUUCUCCUACACGACGGACCAGCGAUUCACGGCGCUACACUCUGAGGGCUCACCGGAGUGGGUUCUCAAGAUCACUAGCCCUCAGACCAGAGACUCCGGCACCUACGAGUGUCAAGUGUCCACAGAACCCAAGAUAUCGAGGGCGUUCAACCUCAGCGUCGUAGAAUCAGUGGCGGAAAUUGAGGGCUCCAGGGACAUUCAUAUGAGUGCUGGCAACACACUCAACCUUACCUGUUCUACCACUGUGCCCGCGGACCUACCCAGCUACUUCUACUGGUACCAUAACGGGGAGGUGGUACAGUACUCCGGCAAGAAGGAUGUGGCGGUACACACGAUGGAUGGUAGGUCGAGGCUUGUCGUGGUCGAUGUGGGGCCACAACACUCCGGCAACUACACCUGCGCUCCUGAGAAUGCUGCCCCGGCGACCGUUACCGUCUACGUGCUCAGAGCAGGCGAACACCCGGCGGCCAUGCAGCGAGGUGAGAGCUCUACGGCUGUGCCUCGGGUCUCUUUCCUGUUCCUUCUCUCCGUCUGCUCCACCUUCAUCGUGUUCACCAGAUGAUGAGAUUAUCCAGCCGGACCAAGUGACGACGUGGACAAGACGACGACAUCUAGGGGGACCUCCUCAUCCUCCUCCAUAUCCUCUUCCUCAAAAUCCUUCUCCUCCACCUCCUCUUCAACAUCCUCUUCUAUCGUCCGAGUUUUAUCUUCGUCGGAUGGAAGUGAUCACGUGAGCAGUAAGAGAAGAGGAUGGGAGACAGGUACAGGGAUGUAAGAUAACAGAUGGUAAUCAGGAUGAAAUAUCUGUGACAAUGUUGUGAUGGAGUUUGCUAUUGCUGCUGCUGACGACACCUUAGUUGAGAAUGCCACUGAGGUGAUGUAACUAUUACCACGACUAAUGUAACCAUUGAUAACUUGGCUAAGGUGUUUUAUAAGAUGACAUAAUUAUUGAUAACUUGACGACAGUGUUCAAACGAGGCGUUAUUGACGGCACCAUCUUGUCUCCAGAGUGGUGUGGGGUGUCAGUCAUCAAUAAUCUCGUAGAAAUUUGGUUUCAAAGUCUCGUAAUCACCAAGAAUACGUCAACAACUUGAAUCCUUAACAGAGUAGAAUGAAAAGUACCUGGCCGAUAGCUUACCUGAGCUACGCUAUGGUAUGCAGAGUAAUUAAACCACAAAAAUAAUAACACAAUCUCUCCACCUUACACUUCAUGGUACAGUUAAACUUUGGAGGAAUAAAGCAACAAUUCACGAAAUACUUUAGUCGAUUUUUUAUAUCUUAUUUAAUAUCUGACUUUUAGAACAAUGAUAUAAUUUUGUAUGAUUGUUUAUUAUUAUUAAUUAUUGAUUCAAUAUAAUAUUCAUUAUUUGUUUAAGAAUAAAAGACUUCACAAUUUGACUCUUUUGUUAAAUAUUUCUUCUUACUCUCAUCAGGGAGUCCAAAGACUGUCCUUUAGCGAGGGGAAGAGAGCCAAAAAUGACAUACUUUAAAUGUCAGGUGGAGAGAUUGAGAGCUGAUGGAGACGCGUAGGACAAAGGUCAGUCCUCUGUUGGAGAAUCCUCGAGUGAGACAAACAUUACCCUGACACAACCACCUUCCUUUGAGUGAGACUUGUGGACUCAUGGAACACUCCAGGCUAGACCAACACUGGCACACAUUCAAGUACUGUAUGUUCAAGAGCCUAUACAUGCCAAACACCUGCCAACAGACCUAACUGGAGGUCCGACCUGUGAGCUAACAAGUGACCAUGAGGAUAUGAAAUAAGAAGCUCAAAGAACGCCAUUAUCGACGCCAUUAAAACCGUGUCACUUGAUACACCAACACUUAUGAGUCUAUACCGAUGAACAAUGCAUUCUGCAGAUCAAGUUAACACCAGAAAUUGAAAACAACACCUGACGGUACAGAUGAAAUAUCUAAAAAAUAUCUCAAGUGGCAGAAAUAAUUGGGGAUUCAAACGCUGUUAUAGAUAAUUUGGGGAAAACGCUGUUGGAUAUAAUGAGGGGAAAAGGUACCGUAUUAUCAAAAAGCGAGAGUAUAAAACACCUCAGGGACGAUAUGGUAAGAGUCGAACGCACUGUGUUGGAUAUAAUAUAAAUAAAAGAAAACUCUCAAUAAUGGAUCAAAAGGUAGAAAAGAGUGUGUGGUGUUGGUGGGCCACAAGUGUGGUGAGGAAAGUCUAAGGAAUUGAAUUCUCGAUCAAAUCAGGGAAGUUGGUGGACCAAUUAAAGGCGUCACAGUCACUCAGGUGCUGGCCUGCCUUGUCAGCCUGCCAAUCAACGAAAGCCACGUCAUCCAAUUAGUGAUGUCAGAGGCGGCUACUGAUUGGUCAAGCUUGUCAGACUGCCAAUCACGGGAGGAGCCAUGACGUCAUACAUUACGUCAAAAGAUUCCACCAGUAGGAAGGAAUAUCCCCCCCCAAGCCUCACCUCCCCCUCUCCCCUAGUGUUGAACGAGACAGAACCACUGUCAAGCAGAGAGAGACUGAGAGAUAACGUGAUUGUCAUAUUGUUUUGAUCACUAAAACGCGCGAUAAUUAUACAUUAGAUCUAAAGAAGUUAGUUUAACACACACAUGUAUACAGUAUUAUUGCAUGUACAGUAUGUGUGUACAGUAAUUCUCAAACAUUAAAAAUUCUAAUUAGAAAAUUCCUCGGCGCAGAAGUACUUUUCAUAUACUCGUGAACCAUCAAGACAUUUGAAGAGAAAAAAUAAAAUAAUCCAUCCUAGUUUCGUCAAUAAUUGAGAGAAAUGAAGAAGAGUGAAAACGAACAGGUGGAGAAGAAGAUGAAGAAGAGAAGAAGAAGGAGAGUAAUAAGCAAACAGGAAAGAGAGAGAGAGACAGAGAGGAAUACUCGUCAAUCAAGACACCAACUUGUACAGACAACUUUUUCAUCCGUGUUUGGUAGUAACAAUCACGUACAGUAUAAUUUUGUACAUACCUUCAUUAUUUGUUAAUUAUACUGUAGACACUCAUAUGAUCAGGCUCAUAUGAGGGGUGAUGGAACCUCGGUGAUAUAUGGAUUAGGUCUAGGUUAUAUUACAAAUUAUACUACAAUAAUAAGACAAUGGUCAAGUGAUUGGGUGGUCGAUAAGAGUGAUACAUCCAAUCAUACUUUACUAUCUUACACAGUUUAAACUAUUGGUAAGUUAAGUUUAUUUCUUCUGGACAAUCUUUAGCACUCCUGUGUGACCUUGUGUAGUACAUGAACUACUAAUGUACUUUUCAUGUAAAUCCAGGGAAAUAAUGAUGAUAAUGAUAACAGUGGCGAUGUUGAUGAUAAAGAUGAUGUUAAUAAUGGUUAUAAUGAUGAUGAUGAUGAUGACGAUGACAGUGUAAAAGAAAAAUAGCAAGGUAAAAACUAUGACCAAGAAGUAAAAACAAAAACCAAAAAACGCUUAACUGUGGACAUCAACAGUAAAACAAACAUAACAUCAGUACAGUAUAACCGAAGUGUGUUUUAUAUACUCAAGAGUGUGUUUUUUAUUAUAAAUUAAUGUCUCCUGUUUGUGAUGGGAGACGUUGAAGAUUUUUAUUUUACUGUGUAAUAAAGAAACUUGUGAGUGUACAUACGGGACUAUAAUUUCAUACUAUGUACAAAACAACAAAACAAGUUGAACUACAUAAGACAAACUGAUGAUGACGAUGAUGAUGAUAAUGAUGAUGACGAUAAUGAUGAUGAUCUGGCUUAGUUCAGAUCCCAUGACGUCAUUAAGAGCAUCAGUCAUUCCUAUCUCGGUGAUGCAGUCACCACUGAUACCAGUGGUGUAGUCAUCAUUAGUAUCCGUGGUGUAGUCACCACUGGUAUCGGUGGUGUAGUCACCACUGGUAUCGGUGGUGUAGUCAUCACUGAUAUUUGUGGUGUUGAGUCAUCACUGGUAUCGGUGAUGUAGUCAUCACUGGUAUCUGUGGUGUAGAGUCAUCACUGGUAUCGGUGGUGUAGUCAUCACUGGUAUCGGUGUAGAGGCAUCGCUGGUAUCUGUGGUGUAGAGUCAUCACUGGUAUCGGUGGUGUAGUCAUCACUGGUAUCGGUGGUGUAGUCAUCACUGGUAUCGGUGGUGUAGUCAUCACUGGUAUCGGUAGUGUAGUCAUCACUGGUAUCGGUGGUGUAGUCAUCACUGGUAUCGGUGGUGUUGAAACAUCACUGGUAUAGUUAUAUUUAUAUAUUUGUGUUAUAGUACAUAGCAUGUAAGUGUUUUUUGUAAAAGCAAAACCAUUCAACACUCAUUGUAUUCUGCCACACCUCGACUUCAGUAAUAAGUUUCUCCUCCUUAUGGCUAAACUACACCACAAAC
Homarus americanus (American lobster) is the source of this 4627-nucleotide messenger RNA. RefSeq names its product neural cell adhesion molecule 1-like. NCBI's taxonomy places the organism in Eukaryota, Metazoa, Arthropoda, Malacostraca, Decapoda, Nephropidae. The transcript has 8 exons. The coding region runs from base 91 to 897 and encodes 268 amino acids. The record is from RefSeq and is a predicted model, not a curated record. Gene Ontology annotation, biological process: synapse organization. Gene Ontology annotation, cellular component: neuron projection membrane.